Pteropus alecto (black flying fox) is the source of this 1302-nucleotide messenger RNA. It is a transcript of the gene CUNH16orf89, whose product is annotated as chromosome unknown C16orf89 homolog. The record is from RefSeq and is a predicted model, not a curated record. The transcript has 8 exons. Gene Ontology annotation, cellular component: membrane; cytosol. The coding region runs from base 22 to 1170 and encodes 382 amino acids. Lineage: Eukaryota; Metazoa; Chordata; Mammalia; Chiroptera; Pteropodidae.
AGUCUCAAGCAGAAGCCAGCCAUGUCCAGCAUAGAGCUCCUGCUCCUGCUCUUGCUGCUGGCACCGCCGCUGAAGCCCUCUUCAUUGCCACCCCUGGAUACCCCAGAGGGCAAGGCCACCAUCACAGGUCUCAUCCUUUCCUCAAUAGAGAGAGCCACCUCCUUUCUGAAGAAGAGACUGCCCGAAAUCAACCUGGACGGCAUGGUGGGAUUCCGGGUGCUGGAAGUGCAGCUGAAAGGCGUUCAGGAGGCGUGGGCCCAGGACCCCCAGCUGCAGCCACUGAGCCUGCGCGUGGGGAAGCUGGUGCGAAAGCUGGAGCCACUCCUCCACAGAUCCAUUUUCUACCUCAAGCUGAGUGACCCCCAGUACCUCAGAGAGUUCCAGCCAACCAUCCAGCCCGGGUUCUGGAAGCUCCCACACGUCUGGAUGGAGACCAACACCUCCAUGGUGUACUCCAAGUUUGAGCUUGAGGACUCCUUCUCAGAGGAACACAGCGACUUGUGCCUGGUGCAGCUGCUGGGAACUGGGACGGACAGCAGCCAGCCCUGCAGGCUCUCGGACUUUUGCAGGACACUCAUGACCAAGCCCAGCUGCUCAGGCUACUGCCUGUCCCACCAGCUGCUCUUCUUCCUCUUGGCUAGAAUGAAAGGAUGCACGAGAGGGCUGUUCCGCCAGAGCCAACACUACAUGAACCUCUUCUGCGCCAACAUGAUGGACUUGAACUGGAGAGCUGAGGCCAUUGGCUAUGCCUACCCGACCCGGGACAUCUUCAUGGAAAACAUCUUGUUCUGUGGAAUCAGCAGCUUCUCUGACUUCUACAAGCUCCGGUGGCUGGAGGCCAUUCUCAGCUGGCAGAAGCCACAGGAAGGAUGCUUCGGGAGGCCUGAUGCUGAAGAUGAAGAAUUAUCUAAAGCAAUUCAACACCAACAGCAUUAUCUGAGAAGAGUAAAGAGGCGAGAAAAACAAUUUGCAGAUGGCUGCUCCUCCCACAACACAGCCAUGGCCGUGGGGGCCCUGGGUGGCUUCCUCUACAUCCUGGCACGGUACCCCCCAGCAAACAGAGAGCUGCGGCAAGCCACACCGGCACCACCAACUGACAUGAACGGCUCCACGCCUGCCACCCAGGAAGAUAAAAUCCAUACCUUUCAUCCCUCCUUCCUGGAAUCCUAGGUCACACCCUGAGAAGGAGGCACCUGAGAGCAAGGCACCCCAGCUUCAUCCCCUCGAGGAGCAGGGCCUGGGAAGGAAGGCUGGGAUGGUUCCAGGCACAGCAGCAGAUGAAUAAAUUCAGAGAGCAGUUGA